Penicillium paradoxum is the source of this 333-nucleotide messenger RNA. RefSeq names its product ribosomal protein P2 (gene aspf8). Gene Ontology annotation, molecular function: structural constituent of ribosome. Gene Ontology annotation, biological process: cytoplasmic translational elongation; translation. NCBI's taxonomy places the organism in Eukaryota, Fungi, Ascomycota, Eurotiomycetes, Eurotiales, Aspergillaceae. The record is from RefSeq and is a predicted model, not a curated record. The coding region runs from base 1 to 333 and encodes 110 amino acids. Gene Ontology annotation, cellular component: ribosome; cytosolic large ribosomal subunit. The transcript has 2 exons.
AUGAAGUAUCUCGCUGCCUACCUCCUCCUCGCCCUUGCCGGCAACGAGGCCCCCUCCGCCGCCGACAUCAAGGCCGUCCUCUCCUCCGUCGGUAUCGACGCUGAGGGUGACCGUCUCGAGAAGGUCAUCGCUGAGCUCCAGGGCAAGGACCUCCAGGAGCUGAUCGCUGAGGGCUCUACCAAGCUCGCUUCCGUUCCCUCCGGCGGUGCUGGUGCCGCUGCCCCUGCCGCUGGUGGUGCCGCCGCUGGUGGUGCCGCUGCUCCCGCUGAGGAGAAGGUUGAGGAGAAGGAGGAGGAGUCCGAUGAGGAUAUGGGCUUCGGUCUCUUCGAUUAA